Molecule: messenger RNA, 1661 nt
Organism: Rotaria sp. Silwood2
Lineage: Eukaryota; Metazoa; Rotifera; Eurotatoria; Philodinida; Philodinidae
Source: the annotation of a GenBank genome assembly
AGUAUUAAAGACUAAUGUGGUGAAAACUAAAAGUUUCUAUCUGCUGUCAUCAUCGAAAAACUAGGCAACAAAAGUACACUAUAAGGGGUGGUCGCACAAUUUUGACAGCCACUGUAUAUAUAUAUAUUUUCUUUAUUUCAUUUAGAUAUAUCAUGGCAAGUCUUUCUACAGAUUGUUUGAUUGUAUUUAAUGUUAAUUUUAAUGUUCUUAAUCAACCUCGACGUGACUCUGGAACACCUACUGCAAAUGUUUUAAUGAAAAUGUUUUGGUUUUUUUUUCGUAGUGUAAUUGUUUUUUUUUUGUUCUUUUUGACUGUUAAUAUUUUAAUACAUUUUUUUUCCUCUGCGCUUUCAUUUGAGGCUUCUUCUUUCUUAUAGACAUUCCAAAUUCCUUGAAUUUAUAUGGUUCUUUAUAAAACAAAGAUCCAUGGUUUCAUUUUUGUUUUGAAUAGGUGAGAACGGCUGCUACAUGUAGUACUAUUUUUGUGUGUGUUUGAUUUGUUGGGUGGGAAAUAAGAAAGCCCCAGUGAUAUUCAUUUUGUUGUUGUUGUUGAUUGUAUUUAUCUAGGUUAAUUUGUAAUGUGCUUGCUAUAAAAAAAAAGAAAAAGAUGUAAAUCUUUAACAAUAUCACCAUCUUGAAUAUUUCGUUUGUCUAUGCAUUUUUCUUUAUACUUAUGCUUAUAAACCGAGUUCACCGCAUUCCUUUGUUUUUUCUUGUAUUUCUUAAGCUUUAAAAAAAUAAAUAAAUAAAACAAUUCAAUAACUAUUCACAUACUUCGUACAUAAAAUAAAGAAUUAUUUGCAAUAAUCAAAUAGUUAUCUGUAUAAUUAGUUUUAGAUUAUUCUGAUAAAUUGGCAAGUCAAAGAAUGACAGCAACAACUGGUAAAUAGUAAAUUAUUGGAAAGCUUUGGUAUCUACAGAGAAGUGGUAAACCAAUCGUUUCGCCGCAGCAGACUUUUCCCUAACCGAAAACUAGGCUAUUGAUUUAGGAGUUAUGAGAUACGUUAUAUUAGCAAUUUUUUGUAUAGAACUAAAGAUGAGAUUAUUCUCUUCAAAAAUAAAUAUAAGAAUAAAAAGUUUGAGAAUCAAUCUUCAGACUUCGACAAAAAAUGAUAAACCUAUGAAAUAUAUGUUGCUUGUAAGGUGAUCAAAAGAAACAAUACGUACUUGUACCUGGUGGUGCUGGUUUUAUUGGUAGUCAUUGUGUUAUUGAACUGAUUACAGUUGGUUAUACACCAAUUGUAGUAGAUAAUGAAUGUAAUUCAUCAGCAGAAUGUUCAAAACGAGUUGAACAAAUUACUGGAUGUCAAAUAAUUGAUUAUAAAAUUGAUUGUCUUGAUCUUGAAAAUUUACGAAAUAUUUUUAAAAAAUAUUCAAUUUAUGCAAUAAUUAAUUGUGCUGCACUUAAAGCAGUUGAUGAAUCAGUACAAAAACCAAUUUUAUACUAUAAAAAUAAUAUUGGUUGUUUACUUAAUUUACUUACGUGUAUGGAAGAAAUUAAUGUUAAAAAUUUUCUUUUUUCAUCAUCAGCUACUAUCUAUGGUAUACCAAAAUAUUUACCACUUGAUGAAAAACAUCCAUAUACAAUAAUUGCUCAACCUGAAUGGAAUAUCAUUCUUUUACGUUAUUUUAAUCCUGUUGUUGCUAAUAAAACAGGUUAA